Messenger RNA from Trypanosoma theileri, 627 nucleotides. RefSeq lists its product as uncharacterized. Bases 1 to 627 code for a protein of 208 amino acids. The record is from RefSeq and is a predicted model, not a curated record. Gene Ontology annotation, biological process: recombinational repair. Lineage: Eukaryota; Euglenozoa; Kinetoplastea; Trypanosomatida; Trypanosomatidae. The transcript has a single exon.
AUGGACGUUCGGGCUCUUCUUCAACGGGAGGCAUCUGCCCGGGGACUCUCAUUGACUUCACUUUCUGAGGUAAGCACGUUAGCAUCAUCACAGAAGGUGGCCUGCUGUGGAGGCCUGGUAGAGAAAAUUGUGGCCGAGUCUGCUGAGGAUUGUACAGUACUCUUGCGAGACACUACAGGAACUAUGCAUUGUGCUAUUCACGGUGCUGUAACUUCUUCUUAUCCAGAUGCUGUGGCCGCAGGAGCAUUGCUUCUUUUUCGCGAUAUCACUGUCGUUGUGGUUCCUGCCUUAAUGCCACCUAUAUUGAUUGUUUGUUUAGAGCAUCUUAUUGCUCUCUUGUUGCCGGGAGGACCUCCAGAGAGUGGACGUGCUCUCGAUUUAGGGGAGGCAUCGUCAUCCUUCUUUUAUACAGAUAUGACAACACACAGUGGAGAUAAUCUACCUGACACUCGUAAAUCCUUAACUUGCGAUAUAGUCGAUGAUAGUGUGAAUGAAAGGUAUCCUGGAGCAGCAACGGCUACUAAUAAUGAUGCUACAACUGCUGGUGCACACCCAGAGACCAUUAUUGGAAGUCGUGACGAUUAUGAUGAUGAUGAUGACUGCUUAGAGUUGGCAGAUGAUCUGUAA